AUGCGCGCCAGCCAAACAACCGGCAAGCGCAACCACCAGCACCAGGUCGCCGUCACAGCCGUCGCCAAAGCUUGCGCAUUAACCAACGCGACCACCGUCACACCGAGCGCCACGGCAGACGUACCCAUCAUGCCCUACAAAACGGUGCUCUCCGGCAGCCCGUUCAUGCUGAAAACCCCAGCCACGAACCCCAACGGCAGGAAAACGACAGUGACGUUUUCGACGCAUCUCAAGGCGCGCCAAACCCGUGCAUGA
This is a messenger RNA of Diplodia corticola, 255 nucleotides long. RefSeq lists its product as uncharacterized. NCBI's taxonomy places the organism in Eukaryota, Fungi, Ascomycota, Dothideomycetes, Botryosphaeriales, Botryosphaeriaceae. The transcript has a single exon. The record is from RefSeq and is a predicted model, not a curated record. Bases 1 to 255 code for a protein of 84 amino acids.